Messenger RNA from Trichoderma asperellum CBS 433.97, 921 nucleotides. RefSeq lists its product as uncharacterized. The record is from RefSeq and is a predicted model, not a curated record. NCBI's taxonomy places the organism in Eukaryota, Fungi, Ascomycota, Sordariomycetes, Hypocreales, Hypocreaceae.
AUGAAGUCCGUCGUUAUCGCUCUUUGCACCUUUGUGGCGGCUACUGCCGCCCAGGGCUCGCCCAAUCUUGCCGCCUGCGGUCAAACCUGCGCCACUAACAUGCUGGACGCCGACAAGGCUGAGGAGCUGGGCUGCAAGCAGAAUGACUUGAAGUGUCUGUGUGCCAACAAGAACUUCCUUUACGGCCUCCGAGAUUGCUCCGCCGCUAUUUGCUCGGCUGAGGAUGCCAAAAAGGUUGUUGAGUACGGCAUCAGCAUAUGUGCUUCGGCCGGUGUUGCAAUCCAAACAAAGUCUGAAGGCGGAAAUGGUGGUGCUACUAACACUGGAAGCGCAUCUGGCAUCGUUAUUACCGGUGAAUCGACAAUUGCCACCGCUUCUUCUUCUGGUCCGGCAUCUGGCAAAGUGUCCACAAUCCUCAGCACCCUGACUUCUGAUGGUAAGACCAUUACUACUGGUAUCGCCACUACUAUUGCCAGCAACCCGAGUGGAGGAAGCGCCAGCAGCGAUACCGAUGCUUCCGGUCAAGUUUCUACCGUCGCUACUAUUGUUACCGAAUCUGACGGCAGUAUCGAGACAAAAACCAGCCAGAUUACUUUGUCUGGCUCUGCCACUGCCACAGGUACUGCCGCGCACCAGACCGACAGUGUCAUCUUGAGUACCGUGACGUCGGAUGGUUCUGCUAUCAUCGAGACCCUGACCACGCUUCACAAGACAACCAGCGAGUCUGACACCGCUUCAGCCACUGAAACCGUCACAAAGCCUGAGUCCAGCUCUGGCUCUGAUAGCGACGCCACUGCGACUGAUACUGGCAGCUCAAGCGCUUCCACCACGUCCACCAGCACAGCCGCCGGUGUUCCUCAGAAGACCGCUGGCCCCGUCGGUAUCAUUGCUGCUGCUGGCCUUGCCAUGCUCAUGCUCUAA